Molecule: messenger RNA, 564 nt
Organism: Cyanidioschyzon merolae strain 10D
Lineage: Eukaryota; Rhodophyta; Bangiophyceae; Cyanidiales; Cyanidiaceae
Product: NADH dehydrogenase I alpha subcomplex 5
Exons: 1
Coding region: 1-564 (187 amino acids)
Biological process (GO): respiratory electron transport chain
Source: RefSeq, a predicted model, not a curated record
AUGCGGAUUUUUCGGGCGUUUCCGCCGUGGAAAACGCUCAAGAGAUCAUUUGCCCCGCUUUACUGGUCAGAGCUGGCUUCUGCCCGCAUCCCGGUGCUGGCGAGCGAGACGGGAGCCGUCGCUAGCGCUCUCCUCUUUCGCCGAACGCUGUGCAACGAUACGGGGAACGGGCAAACCCGGGACAGAGCAAGGGUGUACUUGAGCAGCGGCGAAAUAGACUGGAGUCAGCCGCACCCAGUGGGUUACCCCGCAGGACUUCGGCCGGACCCUGACGCGACAGCGAAACUCCGUGCUGCGUACCGCACGAUCUUGGAGCGCGUCCAAACGUUGGCCCCCGAGUCUGCCUACCGCAGAAACAUCGAGCUUUUGACUCGGUACCGCUUGGAGGUCACUGAAGCACACUUGGACGAUCGGAAAGCGCUGGAAGACAAGAUCGGCGCGGGCCUGGUGGAGGAACUGCUCGCCACGGCGUAUGACGAGCUGGACCUCAUAGAGUGUAUGGCGCAGUGGAAGCCCUGGGAAGGCCAAGAAAGCCGAUCCAUUCCUCUGCACGUGAUUGAUUAG